CCCUAUAACCAUUCUUCUCUUCUCUUCAACAAAAAAGAAAAAAAAAGUUCCAUGGAGAGUAGUUGUGAAGAAUCAAGUGCAAUAGUAGCCACAUUUUCAAGAAAAGAUAAGAGGAUGACUCAAAAUGUGUCUAAAAGGCAAAAAAGAAGGAGAGAAAGUGGCUAUAUUGUUAAUAAUAAUAAUAAUGAAGAAGAAGAAGUGGAAGAAAAGAUCUUGGCAUUGCAAAAAAUAGUACCAGGAGGAGAAACACUUGGAGUUGAUAUGCUAUUUGAAGAAACUGCUGGCUAUAUUUUGCAAUUGCAAUGUCAAGUUAAAGCACUCAAAGUUCUUGCUAGCUUUGUUGAAGGAAAUGACAAACAAAGGAUGAAGCUUGGAGGUUAAAAUUGUCUUCUUUUUUUUUUGUUUUGGUACAUUUUGGUUAGUAAUCAAAGACCAAGUUUAGUUUUUUUUUUGUUUUGUUUGGAGCUAAGGAGAAGGGCUAGUGAAAAUUAAAACUUGCACCUUUAUUCAA
Solanum tuberosum (potato) is the source of this 511-nucleotide messenger RNA. RefSeq names its product transcription factor PAR1. Lineage: Eukaryota; Viridiplantae; Streptophyta; Magnoliopsida; Solanales; Solanaceae. Gene Ontology annotation, biological process: regulation of DNA-templated transcription. The transcript has a single exon. The coding region runs from base 52 to 381 and encodes 109 amino acids. The record is from RefSeq and is a predicted model, not a curated record.